AUGCCGCUGUCGCCGCCGCUGCUUCUGCUGCCGCUGCCUCAGCUAUCCAGUGAUGAAGCUGUUCAAAAAGUUCUUGCUGGAGAGAAAGCAGAUCUCAAAGGAAAUACUUCGUCAUCUUCUAAAUCCCAAAAUAAAGAAUCUAGAUCAGAAGACUAUCGAUCCCAUAAAGAGGGAAGAGGUGACUCCGAAAUAAAAGAAAGAGGCCCACGCCAAGACCAAAAAUCCAAAGAAGAGUUCAAAGAGGAAGAGUGCAAGAGAAAAGAAAAAGAAAGUGACAAACCUAAAGAAUAUACAAACCAUCAAAAGAAUCCUGAAAAAGAUCGUUUUAAAGACAGGGAAAAGCAUGAAAGAGAGAAAACUAAGAACAGAUCUUCCAAACAGGGCAGAGAGACAGAAAAGAUCAGGGACAGAGAAAAAGGAGAAGGAGCUAAAGAGGAACAUGACAAAGAAAGGGAUAGAGAAAGGAAACAACAUGAUGGAGGAAGAGAAAAAGACAGACUAAGAGAAAAAGACAGGGAAAGAGAAAGGGGUAGGGAGAAGGAUAAAGAACACGAGAAGGUCAGAGAAAAGGGAAAGGAUAGAGAAAAAGACAAACGAAAAGAGCGAGGCAGAGACACGGAGCAGUCACGAGAACAAGGAAAAGCCAAAGAUAGAAAGGCCACAGGAAGUGAGGAGAAUGUGAUUAAAGCGUCAGCAGAACGAUCUGAAAAAGAUAAAGAUAGUGCGGAGCCAGAUAAAGAAGUAAGGAAUAAAAAUAAUUUGCUGGUGACGGUAGUUUCCUAUUACUAUAUUCCUGUAAACAAGUGCAAAUGAGUACACUGGACUCUU
Anolis sagrei ordinatus is the source of this 828-nucleotide messenger RNA. The record is from RefSeq and is a predicted model, not a curated record. Lineage: Eukaryota; Metazoa; Chordata; Lepidosauria; Squamata; Anolidae.